Molecule: messenger RNA, 1857 nt
Organism: Ochotona princeps (American pika)
Lineage: Eukaryota; Metazoa; Chordata; Mammalia; Lagomorpha; Ochotonidae
Gene: PABPC4L
Product: poly(A) binding protein cytoplasmic 4 like
Exons: 1
Coding region: 695-1810 (371 amino acids)
Cellular component (GO): ribonucleoprotein complex
Molecular function (GO): RNA binding
Source: RefSeq, a predicted model, not a curated record
GCAGCGAGUGCGCGGGAAGUUGAGCGCGGGAGUUCCGGGUUGCCCGCCCGCCUCGCCGGCCGCAGCUCCGGCGAGCCCCCAGCCCUGGGCCGGCCGCUGCCUCCUGGGCCGAGUCGGUGCGUCCUUCCGUCCGUCUGUCCGGCAAUCAGUCGGCGGCUCGGCUGCUCGGGGGUCCCGCCAAGGGUCCCGCGGCGCUCCGAGAGGCGGCCACCCCCGGAUCCCGUUCCAGGUGGGUUCCGGGAGCGCCCCGUGAGGCCUGCCAGGCUCCUGCGCCCAGGGGGCCCGGAGGCCGUCUCGGAUGCCACUUGUGGAGUUGUGUGAGCCACUGUAACUUUAAACCAGAGUGAGCAAACCCUAUUUUUAUUCAGAAACCAACGAAGGCGCAGAUGGAGGGCCAGCCCGGCUUGAAGUACUCUAGCACAUGGGCGGGCAGGGGCGGCUUCUCCUUGUAGCUUUUCUUGGAGCUUUGUGCUUGCAGAGUUCUGCAGCCAACUCUCAAGAAAGGCCCAGAUUUGUGGCUGUGGGACUCAGGGAUGAGGGUGUUGCCUGAGCUUCAGGGAGGUGCUCCUGAGCCCCACUUGCCUGGCUUCUAAGCAGUCAUAGGGAGGCCACCAACCUGGUGCAGGGUCUCCGCUGUGUCCUGGUCUCCAUCCUGUAGAAAUAGCUCCAAAAAGCACCCGUGGUGAAGGACAAGAUGAUGAACGUGGCAGCCAAGUACCGCAUGGCCUCCCUCUAUGUGGGCGACCUCCAUCCAGACGUCACGGAGGACCUGCUGUUCAAGAAGUUCAGCACGGUGGGACCCGUGCUGUCCAUCCGCGUUUGCAGGGACCUGCUGACCCGUCGCUCCCUGGGCUAUGCCUACGUGAACUUCCUGCAGCUGGCUGAUGCCCAGAAGGCGCUGGACACAAUGAAUUUCGAUGUAGUGGAAGGUAGGGCCAUCCGCCUCAUGUGGUCCCAACGCGAUGCCUACUUAAGGAAAUCUGGAAUUGGGAAUGUCUUCAUCAAAAACCUCGACAAAUCCAUCGAUAACAAAACCCUGUAUGAGUGUUUUUCAGCGUUUGGGAAGAUCCUGUCUUCCAAGGUGAUGAGCGACGAUCAAGGCUCCAAGGGCUACGCGUUCGUGCACUUUCAGAACCAGAUGGCCGCCGACAGGGCCAUCGAGGAGAUGAACGGCAAGUUCCUCAAGGACUGCAAGGUGUUUGUGGGCAGAUUCAAAAACCGCAGAGAUAGGGAGGCUGAGCUGCGAAACCACGCCAGUGAGUUCACCAACGUGUACAUCAAAAACUUCGGGGACGAUAUGGACGACGAGAGGCUGAGGGACAUCUUCAGUAAAUAUGGCAGGAUUGUGAGUGUUAAGGUGAUGACCAAUCCCUAUGGGAAAUCCAGAGGGUUUGGCUUCGUGAGCUUUGACAGCCACGAGGCUGCCAAAAGGGCCGUGGAAGACAUGAAUGGAGAGGCCAUCAACGGGCAGCCCCUCUUCGUAGGUCGGGCGCAGAAGAAAGUAGAGCGACAGGCUGAGUUAAAACAAAUGUUUGAACAAUUGAAAAAGGAAAAGAUUCGCGGGCGCCAGGCAGCAAAACUCUAUAUUAAGAAUCUUGACGGCAGCAUCGACGAUGAAAAGCUGCGGAAGGAGUUUGCCUGCUUUGGGUCCGUUAGCAGAGUGAAGGUGAUGCAGGAGGAAGGACUGAGCAAAGGCUUCGGCUUGGUCUGCUUCUCCUCUGCGGAGGAGGCCAGCCGAGCCAUGGCUGAGAUGAACGGUCGGAUCUUGGGCUCCAAACCUCUCAACAUCGCCUUGGCCCAGGGGUACUAGGAAACAGACCCUUACCUCACCAGCCAGUUGUGGCAGAUAUUAGCAGU